Coccidioides posadasii C735 delta SOWgp is the source of this 1509-nucleotide messenger RNA. RefSeq lists its product as uncharacterized. The record is from RefSeq and is a predicted model, not a curated record. Gene Ontology annotation, cellular component: extracellular region. NCBI's taxonomy places the organism in Eukaryota, Fungi, Ascomycota, Eurotiomycetes, Onygenales, Onygenaceae. Gene Ontology annotation, biological process: chitin catabolic process; carbohydrate metabolic process. Gene Ontology annotation, molecular function: chitin binding; chitinase activity.
AUGUCUACCUAUACAGUCGUUUCCGGCGAUACCAUGUGGAAAAUCGCCAAUGAUCAUGGCAUGACACUCGACGCACUAAUUGCGGCCAAUCCGCAGAUAGCGAAUCCCAACAUCAUUGAAGUUGGUCAAGUCCUUAACCUCUCUCAAUCUCCGGCCGAGGAUCCUCCUAAUCCAGCCCCUGAAACCUCUGCCACCACUGCUGUUGCAGAUACACCCGGCCCAGUUUUCAGCGCUACAGCCCCGGCUCGUGAAAUGUCUACCGCAACUGCUACUGCGGAGUCCCGUGGCCCUGUUUUCACCGCGGCAACCCCGGCUCCCUCUAAUCCAGCGGGCUACAAAACUGUUGCUUAUUUUACCAAUUGGGGUAUCUAUGGUCGAAAUUAUCAGCCUAAUAACAUUCCAGCGAGCCAUAUUACACACAUUCUCUAUUCAUUUGCCAAUAUUCGCGGCGAUACCGGGGAAGUCCACUUGACCGAUACGUAUGCAGACUUAGAGAAGCACUAUCCUUCAGAUUCUUGGGACGAGCAGGGCAACAAUGCCUAUGGCUGUAUCAAGCAGCUUUUCCUCCUCAAAAAGAAAAACCGUCACCUCAAAAUCCUCCUCUCCAUCGGCGGAUGGACUUAUUCAUCCAACUUUCGGGCCGCAGCAACCCAUGAAGGUCGCCAGACCUUCGCUCGCAGCGCCGUCAAACUGUUAGCAGACUGCGGCUUCGAUGGCAUCGAUAUCGACUGGGAAUAUCCCCAAAAUGAUACCGAAGCCCUCAACUUUGUCUACCUUCUCUACGAAACUAGAAUGGCACUAGAAAACUACGCAGCCCAAUACGCUCAGGGACGACAUUUCCUCCUCACCAUCGCAGCGCCCUGCGGCCCGAAAAACUAUUCACAGCUCCGCAUGGCCGAGAUGGAUCCCUACCUGGACUUCUGGAACCUCAUGUGUUAUGACUUUGCAGGGAGCUGGGACUCCACGGCAGGACACAUGGCCAAUGUCUUCCCAUCCCAAUCCUCACCAGAGAGCACGCCAUUUAGCGCCGAUAUCGCUGUAUCAGCGUAUAUCUCCGCCGGUAUACAUCCGGGUAAAAUUAUUUUCGGUCUCCCACUAUACGGCCGUGGGUUCGAGAACACCCAAGGCCCCGGAUCUCCAUUCCAGGGCGUGGGUGAAGGGUCCUGGGAAAACGGAGUGUGGGAUUAUAAAGCACUCCCGCAGCCAGACAGCGAAGAACAGAACGAUGACCAGCUUCUCGCGUCGUGGAGCUACUCGCCCAGCGCGAAAAAAAUGAUCAGUUACGAUACCCCGCACAUGGCGCAGCGGAAGGCAGAAUAUAUACGUAAUCGGGGACUAGGAGGAGCUAUGUGGUGGGAACUCAGCGGUGAUCACCCUGUAAACCACGAGAGAAGCUUGAUUAAUAUUACCAUAGCCGGAUUGGGAGGCACAGCGGGCUUGGAUGGAAGCGGGAAUUGUCUGGACUAUCCAGCAAGUGUUUAUGAUAACCUUAAGAAACAGUUCGAAUGA